AUGCCCAACGAAGACCACCCCAACAUCCUUGCACCUCACCAGCCUCCUGGAACCUUCGCUCGUCUCCGAGCGAAGGCUUUCGCCGACCGCGAACGCAAGGCAAAGGAGGAGGAGGCGAGGAAGAACAAUGGAGAGCAACAGCAGAAGGGAGAGGAGCAGAUAAAGGAGACCUCUUCUUCCUCAUCCGCUCCCGAGUCAAGGCCAGGAUUCCGUCCCUCGCUCCUUAAGCCUCGCCCUGUCUUUCCGGGGACCAUGAACAUCGCAAUCUUGAAUGAUGACUGGACCCUGCCCCUCGACCAGGUCGAUCUCAAGGCACGCCGCCAGCGUGAGGUCUAUCUGGCUAGGGAGAUUGCUGCAUGGGAGCAGUUCCAAUAUGAGCAGGAGCAACAAGGUCGGGAGGAGGCGUCUGAGAGUGCCGCUGAAUCGAAGAACGCCGCUAUUGGCGGCGCUGAGACGAAGGGUGCCCGAUAA
Molecule: messenger RNA, 471 nt
Organism: Colletotrichum siamense
Lineage: Eukaryota; Fungi; Ascomycota; Sordariomycetes; Glomerellales; Glomerellaceae
Exons: 4
Coding region: 1-471 (156 amino acids)
Source: RefSeq, a predicted model, not a curated record